AGGCAUUUCCCGGGCUGACCAUUCCUGGUGCUUUGUCUGUUCGUCUCGACAGGGUUUCUUAGCGUCCCAUGCUUUACCCGAGCAACGCGGAAUACGAAAUACGGUAAAGGGUGGUGUGCUGAGCCAACUUCAAGCCCCCAGGCCACGUCUGACAGGCCAAUUGAGCCCAAUCGCGUGCUCACCCGACCGCACCCGGCAGCCUCAGCCUGCCCAUGUUGAACAAUUUCACAGCUUGCGUGGCUAGAUAUAGUCGAUCGUCACCCUAUGGAGGCCAGUAUCGUCUUGGUCGACUGGCCACGAAGCUGGACCGGGCUCUGGGGGAUAUAAAAUAGAAACCCGCUCCCCUUUCGAGGAAUGCAGCAUCAUUCCAGCACAAUCCAGCAUUACACAGUUCCUGCAGAAUUUCCACUUAACCAUACACUACACUCCUCUUACAACCACAAACACAUAAAAACCAUGCCCUCCCCCACGGCCCUCAAGACCAACAAGAAGAACCAGCAGCCGGGCGAGCAGGCCGACGUGCCGCCACAGCUGCAAGACCUCCACUGCUUCACCGAGACCAACGGCGUCAUAACGACCACCAUGUUCGACGUGCCCGGCUACCGCGUCGUGCGGGUGCUGGGCGCCGUCUACGGGCUCACGGUGCGGUCGCGCAACUGGGCCGCGGGCCUGGGCAUGGCGGUCAAGAGCAUCGUGGGCGGCGAGCUCAAGUGGUUCACCAACCUGCUCUACUCGUCCCGCAACGACGCCAUCUCGCGCGUCGUCGCCGAGUGCCAGAGCCGCGGCGGCAACGCCGUCAUCGCCCUCCGCUUCGACGCCGGCGAGCUCGGCGGCUUCUCCCAGGUCUGCGCCUACGGCACCGCCGCCGUCAUCGAGAGGGUCGACGCCGACGCGCCCGACUGCCCGCAGCUGGUGGUCAGGACAGACGACUGAGCGGAGACUAGGGGGUGAUUUGUGGGGGAAAGAUGUUUGGUGGUUUUGCAGCGCGCGCUCUAUGCUAAUACAUAUUACCUAAAUCUCCAACCUCAUCUCUCCAUUGUGCCACGGCUUGCCGAAUGAAUCAUCCUCAAUACCACGGAGCUCCCUGAAAGAAGCUGGCCUUAUCGACAGGACUAUUUUCCGCCUCUCU
Molecule: messenger RNA, 1129 nt
Organism: Gaeumannomyces tritici R3-111a-1
Lineage: Eukaryota; Fungi; Ascomycota; Sordariomycetes; Magnaporthales; Magnaporthaceae
Exons: 1
Coding region: 355-933 (192 amino acids)
Source: RefSeq, a predicted model, not a curated record